GCUGCGCGGGGGUCCCGCGUGCGGGCAGCAUGUCGGCGCUUGGUUGGGGCCGCCGCGCGGCGGGGCUCGGCCGGGCCCUGUGGCCCGCCGGCCGCCCCCGCCUCCUGGCCGAGGAAGAGGCCUUUGGUGGCGUCAGGGGCCAUAGAAGGAGCUCCUCUGCCAGCCCUUGUGAACAGGACCGCCGGAAGGACUGGGGCCAUGCGGAGCUGCUGGAGGUGCUCCAGGCCAGGGUGCGGCAGCUGCAGGCUGAGGGCGUGUCCGAGGUGACUGUGAAGAGGGUGGAUGUGGCUCUGGCCCCGGAGGCCAGCAGCGCCCAGUCCCCUGGGAAGGCCUGGGCCAGGGCAGAGGGGGCUGCCCCCAAGCUCAGUGGCCGCUGGGCGCAGAAGCUGGACAAGGAGCAGCGGCUGAUGCAGAAGCGGAAGCAGCGGCUGGAGGGGAGGCUGCAGAAGCGUGAGCGGACGCUGGCCUGGCAGAGGCAGCUGCGUGUGGAGCCCCGGCUGCUGAGUGGGAGGCUGGCCAACCAGCUGCAGCGCUGGGAGCAGGGGGCAGCCCGGAGCCCCUGGGAGGAGCAGCUGGCCCAGCUGCUGCAGGAGGCCCCGCAGAGGCUGAGCGGCGACGCGGCCAAGGCCUCGGCGGUCAGGGGCUCCGACGUGCGGCUGGAGGGCCAGCGGCAAAGGCUCCUGUCCUUCUUCGAGUGCUGCCUGCUGACGGGCCACCUGCCCCUCGCCCACCAUGUGCUGGUCACCCACCACAGCCGGUCCCGGCAGCAGCGGCUGCUCACGCUUGCCAUGUACAACAUGGUCAUGCGCGGCUGGGCUCGCGAGGGCUCCUUCAAAGAGCUGGUUUAUGUGUUCUUCAUGGUAAAAGAUGCUGGCCUCGCCCCGGACCUGCUGUCCUACGCGGCCGCCCUGCAGUGCAUGGGGCGUCUGGACCAGGAUGCCAGCACCAUCCGCAGGUGUCUGAAGCAGAUGGCCCAGGACGGGCUGCAGCUGCAGGGGCUCUUCACAGCCGUGCCGCUGGGUGAGGGGGAGCGGGCCGAGCUCUUGCGGGCCGUGCGCAAGGCUGAGCCCACCUUCAGACCCCCGCCGCCGCCGCCGCCGCCUGCACCCCAGCUCAACACCUCGCCGCUGCUUAGGGAGGUCUACGCUAAGCAGGGCUGCCCUGUGUCCUACCCGAGGCUGCACCUGCCCCUAAAGAAGCUGCAGGACCUCUUCCAGCAGCAGCUCCGUGUGGAGUUGGCCACCACUGUCACCGUGCAAUCCGUGGAGAAGGCCCAGCCGCCUACCGAGGAGGUCCUGCAUGCGCGGAAGACCUUAGCAGAUCUGCGCGCCACGUGGGAGACAGCGCUGUACCAGGAGCUACAGGAGACCAAGGCCAGCGAGGCCCGUGCUGCCCGUGAAGGCCGCCCCUCGCUCUUCCCAUACCUGUGCCUGCUGAGCGAGAGGGAGUUCGUGGGGCUGUUGCUGCAGACCCUGCAGGCGCUGCCUGCGCAGGGAGAGUCGCUUCUCUUCCUGGCUCAUGAGCUGGGUCUGCGCGUCUUCAACCGGCACAUCGUGCAGAGGAAGCAGCUCAGCAAGCAGGUGCAGGUGCUGGAGCAGCACUACAUCAAGUACCUGCACCUGCUGGCCUCUGACACUCAGGUGGCAGAACGCUGCCUGCCACGGCAGUGGUGGGAGGCGCUGGGGAUGCCUGAGGCCCCGCAUGAGCAGCCCUGGCCCGUGUCUGUGCUGGUGCAGCUGGGCAAGCAGCUGGCAGAGGUGCUGGUGCAGGCGGUGCAGAUGCCCGGCAGCCUGGCGGCGCCCCGGGGCCCUGGCUCACUCAUCCCGGUGCUCUACCACGUGUACUCGUUCCGCAGCUUCCGCCAGAUCGGGAUCCUGAAGCCGCACCCAGCCUUCACGCAGCUGCUGGAGGCCGCGGCAGAGCGCACGCUGACCUUUGAGUCGACCGAGGUGCCCAUGCUGUGCCCCCCGCUGCCCUGGACGUCGCCCCACUCGGGCGCCUUCCUUCUGAGCCCCACCAAGAUGAUGCGCUCGGUGGAGGGCACCCAGCAGCACCAGCUCCUGCUGGAGCGCUGUCCCCCUGCCCAGCUGCAUGGUGCCCUGGACGCCCUGACCCAGCUGGGCAACUGCGCCUGGCGCGUCAAUGGGCGCGUGCUGGACCUGGUGCUGGAGCUCUUCACCGACAAGGGCUGCCCACGCCUGGGCGUGCCCGCCCCGCCCUCUGAGGCCCCCCGGCCUCCCCAGGGCCGCCAGACCCCCAAGAGUGGCCUGCUGCCCGACCUCUCGCCGGCAGACAAGGCGGAGAUGCGGCGAGAGCUGGCCCGCCGCCUGAAGGUGGCACGGGAGAUGCAGAGCCUGCGCGCUGACGCGCUCUGCCGCCUCUCGCUGGCUCAGCACCUGCGGCACCGUGUCUUUUGGCUGCCACACAACAUGGACUUCCGCGGCCGGACCUACCCCUGCCCACCGCACUUCAACCACCUGGGCAGCGACCUGGCCCGUGCCCUGCUGGAGUUUGCCCAGGGCCGCCCUCUUGGCCCUCAUGGCCUCGACUGGCUCAAGAUCCACCUGGUCAACCUCACCGGCCUGAAGAAGCGGGAGUCGCUGCAGGCGCGCCGGGAUUUUGCAGACCAGCUGAUGGAGGACAUCCUGGACUCAGCUGACCAGCCCAUGACGGGCCGGAGGUGGUGGAUGGAGGCGGACGAGCCCUGGCAAGCUCUGGCCUGCUGCAUGGAGAUCGCUCGGGCCACACGUGCCCCCGACCCUGCCGCCUACAUCUCCCACUUCCCUGUUCACCAGGAUGGUUCCUGUAAUGGCCUGCAACACUACGCCGCCCUGGGCCGGGACAGCGUUGGGGCCGCCUCCGUCAACCUGCUGCCCUCGGACCUGCCGCAGGACGUGUACAGCGGAGUGGCUGCACAGGUGGAGGUGUUCCGCAGGCAGGAUGCUGAGCAGGGUGUGCGCGUGGCCCAGGUGCUGGAGGGCUUCAUCAGCCGCAAGGUGGUCAAGCAGACGGUGAUGACUGUGGUGUACGGGGUCACCCGCUACGGGGGCCGCCUGCAGAUCGAGAAGCGCCUCCGGGAGCUCCACGACUUCCCCCAGGAGUUCCUGUGGGAGGCUUCGCACUACCUGGUGCGCCAGGUGUUCAACAGCCUCCAGGAGAUGUUCUCAGGCACCCGGUCCAUCCAGCGCUGGCUGACCGAAAGUGCCCGGCUCAUCUCCCACACGGGUUCAGCUGUGGAGUGGGUCACUCCCCUUGGCAUUCCGGUCAUCCAGCCCUACCACCGCGACUCCAAGGUCAUGAUCAAAGGUGGCAUCCAGAGCCUUACCUUCAGCAGCAGUGGGGACACCAGCCAGAAGCCCAACACGCUGAAGCAGAAGAACGGCUUCCCCCCCAACUUCAUCCACUCGCUGGACUCCUCACACAUGAUGCUCACGGCCCUGCACUGCUACAGGAAGGGCCUGACCUUCGUCUCAGUCCACGACUGCUUCUGGACCCACGCGGCUGAUGUCGCGGUCAUGAACCAGGUGUGCAGGGAGCAGUUCGUCCGCCUGCACAGCCAGCCCAUCCUCCAUGACCUGUCCAGGUUCCUGGUGAAACGGUUCUGCUCUGACUCCAGGGUCUCCAAGAGCGUCUGGGUCUCCCGGCUGCUGGACACGCUGCUGUCGGUGCCCAAGACAGGGGCCUUCGACCUGGAGCAGGUGAAGCGCUCCACGUACUUCUUCAGCUGACGCAGGACACCUCAGUCCCCAGGGCCCAGCGGCUCGCAGGCCACCUGUACCAUAGUGUAAAUAAAGCUCCAUCUGCCA
Camelus dromedarius (Arabian camel) is the source of this 3806-nucleotide messenger RNA. It is a transcript of the gene POLRMT, whose product is annotated as RNA polymerase mitochondrial. Gene Ontology annotation, cellular component: mitochondrial DNA-directed RNA polymerase complex. Gene Ontology annotation, biological process: mitochondrial transcription. The transcript has 21 exons. Gene Ontology annotation, molecular function: DNA-directed RNA polymerase activity; protein binding; mitochondrial promoter sequence-specific DNA binding. The record is from RefSeq and is a predicted model, not a curated record. NCBI's taxonomy places the organism in Eukaryota, Metazoa, Chordata, Mammalia, Artiodactyla, Camelidae. The coding region runs from base 30 to 3728 and encodes 1232 amino acids.